AUGGGUCGAUUCCUCGCUGUUACUGUAUUCUUGAGCGUCUUCGCGCAACUCAGCUUCGCUAGCGAGUAUGAACAGCUUGUUCCUGGGCUUACAGGUAGGUUUUGGCGUUUUCUUUGAAGUUUAGUGUUAUAAAAUGCUGAUUUGGACUUUUGAGACACUUUUUUGUUACAAAAGACGCGAAAUAAGAUAAAGAGAUGCAAAAAAUACUGUAACUAAAACAUAUAUCCCUAUGGUUAAUAUAAAUCAUUAAAAUUGAGCAUAAAAUUACAGACAUCGCUCUAAAACUCCAAGGAGAAUAUAACCGUGGCUGGUCCAAAGCCAACAAGGCCAUCAUGCACAGAGUAAUCGCUUCCGUUGGAGUACCAAGCAACGAGACGGCCGAGAACCUGGUUGCCAACAUGACCAUGUUCCACACCUACUUGGACUUGAUGGAAGAAGCCUUGAACCAAACUGAAGCCAGCGAGCAAAUCAAGACUCUCAUCAUGACUGUAAGUAUAAUAUUCAUUUUUAGUUUAAUUUUAUUUCACUCCUUUUCUCUAUCUAUAACAAUAUUUCCCCGUUAGGAACUUAAAAGUCAUUUCACUCAAUAUUAUCUUACCUUUAAGGUUGAACGCUCUGGUCCUCAAAUGAUGGCCCUAUCAGCUGCUGGAGAUAACGCUACAGCUGAAGAAAAGAAGGAAUUUUCCGUUGCUUUCACUCCAGCCAUCCUAAUCUUCGAAGAAAUGGACAAGGAGGCAAGAGAAGACAUCUUGGACAAGGUCCCAGCUCUUCGCGGUGUUUUGACUGGUAAGUUUUAUAAAAUCUUACCUAAAAUUAAAUUUCACAUUUCAUUACAACUUUCAAAAUAUGCAUAAUAUUCUAAUAUAUCAGAAGAAUAACAAAGCCAAUAACUUAACUUACAGACAACGAAACCCGCCACGCCAUUAGAAUGAUGGCUGAAGUUCACGAUGAUGGAGAAGCUCACAAAGACGCUCACGAUGUGAAUCAGAUGUCGGAAACAGCCAAAGACUUCAUGCAUCAACUCAUUAUGAACCCCGAGAAGGUUCACGCUCCACAAGAAGAUUCUGAAGAACAAUAA
This is a messenger RNA of Bursaphelenchus okinawaensis, 1078 nucleotides long. The record is from the annotation of a GenBank genome assembly. Lineage: Eukaryota; Metazoa; Nematoda; Chromadorea; Rhabditida; Aphelenchoididae.